CAAUAUAAAUGCUAGCCUUGACCAAAAAGAUAAGGGGGUGUUGAAAGGCGAGGAAUGUUGUAUGUUCCAAGGUUCAAAAUAUCUACACCGUACCACAAGCGCAGAGCGGCCCAUUGAUGAUCAGUUACUUGGCGUACGUGCUCCACCAAAGCAUCUCCACUGAACGGGUACCGCGCCGCAUGACGGUGGCAGCCGAAGUCGAACUGUAGAUGUGGAAGUGCAUGCAUUGAAAACUCUUCAAAGCAUUCCUCGUAUUUGUUGCUGUGCAUUUGUUCAGGAGAAACUAUUUGGAGGCAGAAAAAUUCCACGAAAAAAACCCACUUGAAGAAAGUAAUGUCUUCAGACCAAGUUCAAACGAAGUUGAAGAAGGCUGCCUGGGAAUAUUGUUUCUCAGUGGACGUCUGGAAGGAUCGUUUUCCUUUUACCAGAUGGCUUCCCAAGUAUCGACCUAACAAAAUCCUGAAUGACAUCAUUGCUGGCUUGACUGUAGGGCUUACAGUUCUGCCUCAGGCCCUGGCAUACGCAAACAUCGCUAAACUCCCACUGGUGUAUGGCUUAUACUCGGCCUUCGUAGGUUCCUUCAUGUACUGCAUCUUUGGUAUGUCCAAGGAUAUCACCGUUGGUCCCACUGCCAUUAUGUCACUGUUGGUGGCAGAUUACGGCAAGCCACUGGAUGAUGGAUCUGAAGACGCACUCAAUGAUCCAACCUAUGCUGUAUUGCUGGCAUUUUUCUGCGGCAUUAUACAAAUUGGUAUGGGAAUUUUGCAUCUGGGUUUUGUCACUAAUUACAUUUCCUCAGUGGUGAUAUCAGGCUUCACAUCCGCCUCCGCUCUGACAAUUGGUUUUGGUCAAAUCAAAAACAUCUUAGGCAUCCGCUUCCAUUCUGAGGUCUUCACCUUGGAUCUUUACAACAUAUUCAAACACAUCGGAGAAACAAAAUGGGCAGACUGUACCUUGGGCAUCUGUUGUAUUGUGACUCUUGUUGCACUUCGGAUGGUGAAAAACAAAAGUCAAAACUCCCUGAACCAAUUAAACAGCUCAUCGCCAUGGCAACGGAGGGUAAUCUGGAAGACACUCUGGAUCAUAGGCACAGGUCGGAAUGCAAUCGUAGUCAUAAUUGCAUCAGGUGUCGUGUAUGCACUCAUCAGCAACGAUUACGAUGGCUACAUAACAAUAACAGGCAACGUGACCUCUGGCCUCCCUCCGUUUCAGCUUCCAGAUUUCCAGGCACCUGGCAUAUUGACGUAUCUCAGGGUUGGUCUCAUCAUAGUUCCUCUGAUUGGUUUCUUAGAGAACAUCGCCAUAGCCAAAGGAUUUGCUCGACAGAAUGGCUACAGAGUGGAGUCCAACCAGGAACUGAUAGCCUUGGGUUUUUGCAAUAUGGGAGGAUCCUUUGUCUCCUCAUACCCAACAACUGGCAGCUUUUCAAGGUCUGCCAUCAACAGUCAAUCCAGCGUGGCCAGUCCAUUGGGUGGUCUAGUGACUGGUUCUCUGGUUCUUCUAGCGUUAGCUUUCUUGACACCAGCCUUUUACUACAUCCCUAAGGCUGCCUUAGCAGCGGUCAUUAUCUUCUCCGUCUUCUUCAUGCUUGAUUAUCAGAUCGUUGGCCAUCUCUGGAAAAUCAGAAAAUGGGAAUUGCUGACAUUAAUUGCAACAUUUUUCCCGUCCUUACAUCUUGGUGUUGAGUAUGGUACCAUGAUCGGCAUUGGAGUAGACCUUCUCAUGCUACUCUUCCCUGUGGCUAAACCAAGCUACAAGGUCGAGCAAGGUAACCCGUUAGUGAUUCGCUUCAAGCAAGGAUUACGUUAUCCGGCUGCAGACAGACUGCAGACAGUACUGGAUGAGGAGGCUUUGCUCAUCGACGAACCUAAAUCAGUCAUCUUAGAUAUGAAACACAUCAAUGCCAUUGACUUCAGCAUUGCUGAGGAACUGCAAGAUAGCGCCAAGGCUUUUGAGAAGGCAGGGAAGAAACUAGCAGUAGUCAAUGCAAGAUCUUCAGUUAAGAAGAUCUUAGACAGAACAGACAUCAAAAGUCUACCAAUCUAUGAGUCGGUUGAAGUUGCCACGGAGAGGAUAUCAGCUACAGGGCCUGCUCCAAGUCCAGCUGAGAUGGAAGCAUUUGAUACACCUUUGUAAAGGAUUCGGAAUCGACUGUAAGCCUACGAAUACUUCAGUUUUUAUGCACAGUAAAUAAAAUACAUGUUAGUUGGUCCAGGAAAAUAUGUAAUUCACUUCAGAAAUUGUCAGAAUAAAAAUUUAAAUUUUGCACUAGUAGCCUGUGGGAUAUCAUUGACUGUCCCAAGUCCCAGCAUUCCAUUUGUUCUGAGAGUUCUGCAAGUUUUUGUAAGACUUUCAUGAGAUUGUUUCUGUGAAGCAAGCACUGGUUAUGUAAUACUCAAUAGAGAAAGUACUUGUUAAAGCUAUGUUCUACUUCUAACCUGUGAAAAGUUUAAGACCUUCAGUUACGAAGUGAACUGCUUGGCCAGCUGUGUGUACACUUAUUUUCUUUUUCUAACACUUCCCUGGUUAUUGGUAAAAGUACAUUAUGACUCUUUCGGAUGAUGUAGAAAGCUCUUUCAGCAGAUGCAAUAUUUCAUUCAGCAAUUAAAAAUUUAGUUUGUCAUUUAAAUCUUUCAUUUUUUCUAAAACAAGUAAAUUUCAUCAGAAAUAAUUGUAUGGUUUAUCAAUUGUUUGAAGAAAUAUGUACCUAUAUUUUCUAUGUGUAAGUUAUAUUUUUUUUGUACUCGGAUGCAAUUCCAAGUAUUUGUGUUUAUCUCAAUUCGUAAAUUUAGAUAGCAGCUUGCUUUUUGGAUUGUGCAAAAUGAAAUCAAACAAAACAUGAAAGUUAAACAUGUAUAAAAAAUAAAAAAAUGUAGGCGUACUUCUGUUCAAAUAUGUAUGACGUACCACACUUGAAAAUAAAAUGUGCUAAAAAAGGGCUUAAAAUAGACUUAGUCUAUAUAUACCUAGUUCUAUUUUAUACCCAGUUCAAAAUUUGGACUGAAAAAAAGGUAAAUUUGGAGCAGUAGUUGAAAAAUAGUUAGGUUUUUCCAACGGUGGACAGCCGACCACCGUUGGAAAUGUAUACAAAAACACCAUUU
This is a messenger RNA of Patiria miniata (bat star), 3101 nucleotides long. RefSeq names its product sodium-independent sulfate anion transporter-like. NCBI's taxonomy places the organism in Eukaryota, Metazoa, Echinodermata, Asteroidea, Valvatida, Asterinidae. Gene Ontology annotation, cellular component: membrane. Gene Ontology annotation, molecular function: sulfate transmembrane transporter activity. The transcript is spliced from 16 exons. The record is from RefSeq and is a predicted model, not a curated record. Gene Ontology annotation, biological process: transmembrane transport. The coding region runs from base 334 to 2136 and encodes 600 amino acids.